AGCAGGUCAGUGUGUCCUGCUAUUUGUGUAACAGCGCGUCUUUUAACGUGCUCCAGUGAAAGAACAGUUUCUCUUGUCUUCUAUUGAGCUAAUUACGUUUCUUUGACUCCUUCCCCCUCCCCUUCCCAAAAAUCUUCGAUAUCGGUAUUUGUUUCUGUUAGCUUGUUCGCCAUCAAAAGAAAAGUAAAGGAAUAAUGUAUUUUCCCCAAAAGAAUAUGCGGCUUACAUUUGUUGGAACCGGCGUGUCGUGUGCUGUUCCGGUGAUUGGCCACCUAACGACUCGAUGCGCGUGCAGGGACGCCAUCCGACACCCAGACGGCCCCAAUCGGCGCAACAACGUUGCACUUCUCAUUUCACUUCCGUUUCCAAAGAAAUCCUCCACGUCAGCAAAAAAGAACGAGCGUGCUGACGGCAGCGACGAGAUGGAGUGGCACCACGUCUUGAUUGAUUGCGGGAAAACGUUCCGCAAUGCGUACCUACGUGUGUUGGCACCGAUGCAGGUGCGUUUUGUAGAUGUACUGCUGCUCACUCACGGCCAUGCCGACGCCAUGCACUGUGUGGAGGAGCUAUGCGGCAUGCAGGCGGAGGCGGCGCGCGACUUUAAGGCAUCCGCGUCACCUGUCUCAUCCCACCAGGCGGCCGACGAGCUUCUUGGCGGCGAGGAUGUAGUGCGUGAAAUUCCACGCCCUCUUCGGCGCAUCCCGACCUACCUCACCUAUCCCACCCUCGAGCAGAUUGAGAUGGUGUCGUGCGACCUUGCGCGGUCGAGCUUCCACAUAGGCCCGGCCCCGACGUCACGGGAGGCCUAUGCGCAGGCGCUGCGCGAAACGGACAACGCCAUCUCCUCAUACGUCGCCGAGACGUCCGUCUUUAAUGCGCCGUCCACCGUCAUGGAUUUGUUCUUUAUGAAUGAAGCAGCCCCGCAGCGUAUCUUCGUCCCCAUCGGGCCAUUCACAUCGCAGUUGCCUUUAGAAUUCGCCGGGUCCGAAUCAUCAGUGGCGUACGCACCGCAGUCGGCCGCAACGAGGGUAGAUGCGGAGCUGCCGUUUUACUCCUUCCCUGUAGAGCACGGACCUCAGUACAUCUCCAUGUGCUUUGCCUUUGGACGUGGCACCGCGUUCACGAGUCAUAAACGCGAGAGCGCGUCAGCAUCAUUACAGGAGGGCAGUUGCGUGGUGUACAUGUCCGACGUAAGCGCCAUUCCGGCAAAGUCGAUGGCGUUUCUGUUCGACCUGGUAAAGAUCGACGUACUCAUCUUGGAUCUCUUGGCGGAGCACGGGUCUCCCUCCGCUUCGCAUUACUGCGCCGAUGAAGCCAUUCCGAUGGUGGUGCAGCUCGCCCCGCGCAAGACGUACUUUGUGGGCAUGUUCUGCAGCCUGGAACACAAGAGUACGAACCAGCAGCUAGCGCAGGAGCUGGCGGACUUGAAAGCGCAAGUGCAGAAGGAACUGGCGACGUUGUCCGCGCAGGAAGCGGACUCACCAGAGGUGGCGGCGCAGUGCGCUAGGAAGCGUCGGUUUUUGGAAGAGACGGUUUCGAUGGAACUUGCCUACGACGGACAGCAGCUCGACAUAGCCCCAUAA
This is a messenger RNA of Leptomonas pyrrhocoris, 1583 nucleotides long. RefSeq lists its product as hypothetical. Lineage: Eukaryota; Euglenozoa; Kinetoplastea; Trypanosomatida; Trypanosomatidae. The record is from RefSeq and is a predicted model, not a curated record. Bases 195 to 1583 code for a protein of 462 amino acids. The transcript has a single exon.